CUGUAAUACCACUUAUGGUGAUACAGAUGGCAUUGUAAACAACAACUUCUCAAUGCCCAUUGCGAUUUGCAAAUAGUUUGCGACCCAUCCGCCCCCGCACUUGGCUGUAGCACAUUCAUAGCCACUGAUAAGCUGCUCGUUUCCAGUAAGUAACAUCAGCCACGAUUGCCCCUUACAAGUGUGUGUGCAGUCUUAUACUCUUAUCACUGAGCAUUUGAGCAUACUUCUUAAUCCAAAUUGCUUUUACUAAUGAGUAAUAAGUAAUUACUAUGUAUCAUGAUGAAAAUACAUUGUAGAUUAAUAGAUCUAUACAUUUAUUUUGUCAUGGUAUGUCGCAUGCACAUUUGAUUAUCUUAGCACUUCCUACUUAGUUAUUCGUUCAUGGUAGUGGCCAGUGGGUGCUGUUUGGUGUCUUUAGUGUCAUUCGAGUUUCGGCAAACCGAAUAAUCAACGUUCACGGUUUACUCGGGAAUCCUCAGUCAUGAUCUGCGUUCGCCGAUCGAACAAGUUGUACAGUACUGUCGUGGGUAGUAGCAGCCUAAAGCAAACUCCUAGUCGAUUUUCAUUCCCGGAACGUUUCCGUGGUACGAUUGUCGAACGAUGGAAACAGUACUGGGAGAGCGUGGCGAAGGAUUAUUACGAGUCAACAGUGGGCAUUGGAACGUAUGCGAGAGCCAAUCCGAUAAAAAGCUCGUUGGCGGCGGUAACUGCUAGUUGUAUGUAUUACUGUGCAUCAACCAACCCAGACGAACGUAGUUACAGAUCUGAAAUCCUCGAUUGUGCCAACACUAUGUUGUACAUUUCACCAGCUGUGCGGAACCCAUCCACUGUUGAACAUUUAGAAUAUAUAGAAAAAUGUUAUAAUGUUGGUGUCGUAAAAAGACUGAAUUUGCUUUUGUUUUCAGUCAUUUGGAUUGACGAGUUUAAUGAUGACAUACAAGCUUACAAAGCAAAUUGUAAAUACUUAAAACCUUCAAUAUUUUCAAUACAUCAACGUGCUGUAGAUAUAGGCUUUUUAAAUGUUUGGUGGAGCCUUAAAAAAAUAAUGGUCGACUAUGAUGUGAACCCGGAAGAAUGGAAAGAUUACAAAGAACCAGCGUAAUCCUAUCUAUUAUACUUGUUAUACAAUUUGUUUGUUUAGUUUCUUUGUUGGUGAUACAAUAAAUUAAUCCUUAUUAAGGCUCA
Myzus persicae (green peach aphid) is the source of this 1185-nucleotide messenger RNA. Its product is annotated as mitochondrial import inner membrane translocase subunit Tim29. Lineage: Eukaryota; Metazoa; Arthropoda; Insecta; Hemiptera; Aphididae. Bases 482 to 1102 code for a protein of 206 amino acids. Gene Ontology annotation, cellular component: TIM22 mitochondrial import inner membrane insertion complex. The transcript has 2 exons. The record is from RefSeq and is a predicted model, not a curated record. Gene Ontology annotation, biological process: protein insertion into mitochondrial inner membrane.